GCUGAGAGGAGGCAUUUGCUUUGAGGCUGCCUGGAAGAAGGAGGGGAGUGUGGCUGCUGUUGCUGCGAAAGCUCUCUCUUCCCUGGACUCCAGCCCUGCUCUCCUGCUCUGUCUUUCUCCCUUCCUGGGCUUGGAAUAACGUCGCAGCCUCGGUUGAAGCAGCAGGAGAUUUGUUUUUUCGAGGGGGGACCCUGAAGGCGAGAGGCUGGAGCCAAGAAAGGGCGCCUUUGGGGGGACAUCAGCCCAGGGCAGCGCCCAGAUGAGUGACUUUGGAAUCAAGAACAUGGAUCAGGUGGCGCCGGUAUGCAGUUUGUAUAGAGGACUGCUCAAGCGACAACCUGCAUUUGAUAGCUUUGAAAGUGCAAACUCUUUGUUUAUGGGAUACUUUCCCUCCUUAAAUGAAGAUCAGACACUUCAGGAAGUGCCUACAGGCCUUGACUCUAUUUCUUAUGAAUCAAAUAGCUGUGAGUUGCCUCUCUUAACUCCAAGCAGUAAAGCUGUCAUGAGUCAAGCUUUAAAAGCAACUUUCAGCGGCUUCACAAAGGAACAACGCAGAUUGGGCAUACCAAGCAAUCCGUGGUUAUGGACGCAGCAUCAGGUGUAUCAGUGGCUUCUCUGGGCUGCCAAUGAAUUUAGUUUGACAAAUGUGAACUUUGAGAGGUUUUCCAUGAAUGGUCAAGAUUUGUGCAAUCUGGGAAAGGAACAUUUCUUGGAAUUAGCACCUGAUUAUGUGGGUGAUAUUCUGUGGGAACACUUGGAGCAGAUGAUAAAAGACAAUGAAGAAAAGCCACAGGAACAGUAUAUGGAAAAUUCUCAUCUCACUUCAUCUCCACAAUGGGUCAACAACAACACAUUAGGUAUUGACAUUGAUCAAGCACAGUAUUGUGCUCAGGUACCUAGCUAUCCAAAAACACUAACCUAUCCAAAAACCAGCCUUCUGGGUGACUUAUGCCAGCCAUCAACAGGACCAAAUCUUGUUCAUUUGAAACAAGAAUAUCAGAUGUUUCCUAAAGCACAGCUAGAAACAGUCAAUGUGAAUUAUUGCACCAUGAAUCAGGACUUCACAAGAAACAAUCUGAACAUGCUGUUGGAUAACUCUGGUAAACCUCGGGAGCUUGAUUCUAGCGACAGUGGCACAGAAAGUUAUGAGAGCUCAGAUUCAUUGCUACAGUCUUGGAACAGCCAGUCCUCUUUAGCAGAUGUUCAGCGUGUGCCAUCCUAUGAGAGUUUUGAAGAUGACUGCAGCCAGUCGCUAUGUCUAAACAAACCCACAAUGUCCUUUAAAGACUACAUUCAAGAAAGAAGUGACCCUGUGGAGCAAGGGAAACCAGUUAUACCAGCAGCAAUUCUAGCAGGAUUUACAGGCAGUGGACCUAUACAGCUGUGGCAAUUCCUUCUAGAACUUUUAACUGACAAAUCGUGUCAGUCGUUCAUUAGCUGGACUGGGGAUGGAUGGGAGUUCAAACUUGCUGAUCCAGAUGAGGUUGCAAGGCGAUGGGGCAGAAGGAAAAACAAGCCCAAAAUGAACUAUGAGAAGCUUAGCCGUGGCCUGCGCUAUUACUACGAUAAGAAUAUUAUUCACAAGACUUCAGGGAAGCGUUAUGUAUACCGUUUUGUGUGUGACCUACAGAACCUGUUGGGGUAUACAGCAGAAGAGCUGCAUGCAAUGCUAGGUGUACAGCCAGAUACAGAGGACUGAAACUUUGCAAUCUUGUGGCAUUGAUGCAAAAUGCAAGAAUGGAUGAACUGUGAUUGGGACCUUCUGCAUCAGUCAUUGGUUUUAUCCUCUGGCUGUUUAGAGGGGUGUACUGUUAGCGACCUUAAAAGAAGUGUUUCUGUUGCUGUGGAAGGAAAGAAAAGGCCUUAUUCUUGGGCUCUCUGGCUUCAGAUCUUGCUACAUCUGUGCUCUUGAACAGCCUUGAGGUCAGCACAGUCCCCAGCUAUAACCUGAACAUAAUGAAAGUGUUUGAGGGUUCAUUCCCUGGGUUAUGUACACUGUUGUACAAUUAAGGGUGUUUACCCCCUACCAAAGGCUGAUAGCCAUUGGAAUUUCUAGUGCAAAAAGAAACUCUCCUCAAAUAGCAACUUUGCAGAUGUCAACAUGUCAUGGUGUGUGUGCUUAUAACAGAAAAGGCAAGCUAUCGUAUAUUUAAUACAGGUGCUGAAAUGAAUUUACAGUGGGCAUUCUUUCAAAGUAUGUGGUUUCACUACUCAGUGCCCAUAAACAGGUUGCCUAGCCUUAGAGGCAGGUGGAUCAAUGACAGAAAUCCCUCAGAGGGUGGGAGAAAUUCAUACCAUUUUGGACAUCUAUAUAUGUCUGUGUGUGCAUAAUAUGUGUAUGUGUGUUUGUAAGCAUGUUUGUAUGAUUCAAUGGCAAUUUAUGCUCCUAUUUAAUAGAUAUUGUAUACUGUAAUUUAAGCUCAUAUAAGCAUCUGAAUGAGAAAGAAAGUAACUGUUUCAUUUUGGAACAUCAGCAUCUGGAAGAAUUUACUCUGUAAAGGGAGUUAAUGAAAUAGUAUAGAAUAGGCACAUGCCAAGUGCCAUUGUGCAAGAUGGUGUGGUCACAGCUACCAAACUCUUGAAGCAUUUUUUCCCCACAAGAGACUAAUAGUGUAGAAUAUAGGAUAAAAACUCAGUUUGUGACCUUUCCUCCUACAUGAAAUUGAACAGGUUAAUAUUGUUUAAAACAUAUUUAUUGAUGGGUAUCUCCUGUGCAUGUCAUUUAAAAAUGUAUAUAUAAUGUUUGUUUUUCUUUCAUUUGAAUAUUUUCCAUCCUCUUUCCCUAAUUUGAGAAUUACCUUAAUUAAAAUAUGGAUUCUAUUUUUGGUAAUUUUUCUGACUCCUGUACAGCAAUUAGGAGAAAAAUGUGUAGCAGCUAUUUUUACUGCAAAAAAAAAAGUUCACUGGAAAAUGUAAUUUGUAAGAAGAUUAUUUUUUAUCUGAGGUUGAUGUAAAUUAAAAUGUACAGCGUGAGGUUUAAAGAUAUCAAAUUUUAUUAAAACCUCUUGAAAAAGA
This is a messenger RNA of Sceloporus undulatus (fence lizard), 3015 nucleotides long. It is a transcript of the gene ETS2, whose product is annotated as ETS proto-oncogene 2, transcription factor. NCBI's taxonomy places the organism in Eukaryota, Metazoa, Chordata, Lepidosauria, Squamata, Phrynosomatidae. The record is from RefSeq and is a predicted model, not a curated record. Gene Ontology annotation, cellular component: nucleus. Gene Ontology annotation, molecular function: sequence-specific DNA binding; DNA-binding transcription factor activity, RNA polymerase II-specific. Gene Ontology annotation, biological process: cell differentiation; regulation of transcription by RNA polymerase II. The transcript has 10 exons. The coding region runs from base 260 to 1699 and encodes 479 amino acids.